AUGGCGUUCAACUUCGGCGCCUCAGGUGGAGGGGGUCUCUUUGGUUCAAAUAAUAAUAAUAAUAGCAACAACACCCCUUCUUCCACCGGAGCAACCAGUGGCGGUUUAUUUGGCUCAAGCACCGAUAAACCCUCUCAGCCUAGUCUGUUUGGAAAUCCAUCGGCAUCAAGUUCAGGAGGAGCAGGAGGAGGAGGAGGCUUCAGCUUUGGCAGCUUUGGAAAACCUGCCGCGACCGCUGGCUCCGAAGCACAGAACGUGAAUACAACGGCUGGCUCGACUGGCGCAGCGCCUAGUCUCUUUACUGGAGGAUUUGGCACCCCAGACAAAUCGCCUGCCGGUAAUCCAGCAACAACAUCUGCGCCUCCGCUGUUUGGCUCUACUACUCCUGCAACCACCAAAGCUUUCAGCUUUGGCAAUUCCACCACUCCUGCCGGCCCUCCUCCAGCCACUUCAGCCUUUGGCACCAGCACGGGUGGUCCCACCACGAACCUCUUUGGCAGCAAACCGGCUGAUGAUGGAACGAAACCGAACCCUACCUUUGGUGGUGGCUUCAGCUUCGGGGACAAGACUGGACAGACACCAUUCAAGCCAGCCGAGCCCAAACCCUCUGGGUUCAGUUUUGGUGGAGCAGCAGGGCAAGCCACCUUCAAACCCGAAGAACCUAAAGCACCUUCGUUCAAUUUCGGCGGAGGCCCAGGCAAUACUCCGUUCAAACCUGCAGAUCCAACACCAACUACCGCACCCUCGGUGACCACCACCUCGGGCUCGGAGCAGAAAUCAGCUUUCUCGAUGCCCUCCGCCUCAGCCCCAACAACCUCGCAGCCAGCCGCUUCACAGCAGUUUGGCUUCGGCGCGACAUCAAAACCGUCAGAGGGACAAAAUCUGUUUGCAAAGCCGACCACAACUGAACCCACAAAGUCGCCCUUCAACUUCUCACAGCCUGCCACGACGCAGCCAUCGACGGGAUCUUCGACCCCUGCAAUGACGGCUUCGAAAAGCAUCUUUUCGGGAAUGGGGGCGUCUGCACCAGCAAGCACUGCUACCGCCGCAAGCACUGCCGCACCUGCUCCUGCUCCUGCUGCAAAUCUCUUCUCUUUCCCUCCCACCACCGGUGGCCAGACGCCCGCGACCUCCGCGGCGACAUCGUCUCCCUUUUCUCUCGCGACGACCACGACUUCUCAACCCACAACCACUUCAGCUACAGCGCCAAGUCCUUUCAACUUCACUAAACCGACUACCACGGCUCCUCCUCAACCCUCUUCAACCGCUGCCGCUCCGGGCUCAACCCCAUUCUCUGCCUUAGCCACGACAACGACCACUUCGAGCUCCCAACCUGCUACCACGGCUGCAGCCCCGGGCUCCACUCCGUUCCAGGCGUCAACCACCGGUCCAGCUCCUCCGGCGCAGUCCCGACUGCGCAACAAGACCAUGGACGAGAUCCUCACGCGCUGGGCAACAGACAUGUCGCGCUACUCGAAGGAGUUCAAAGAACAUGCAGAGACGAUUGCUCGUUGGGACCAAUUGAUCGUUGACAACUCCUCCAAGAUCGACAAACUCUACGUCCGCACGCGUACAGCCGAACGUCAGACCGUAAGCGUGGACAUGCAGCUGACGGCGGUUGAGAACUCCCAGUCUGAGCUUGAGGCAUGGUUGACAAAGUAUGAAAAUGAUGUGGAAGAGAUGCUGGCCAAGGACUCUGCUGCUCCUUCCGAAUUGGGUGGACCGGAUCAAGAACGGGAGCGCACGUACAAGCUUGCUGAGAAGUUGGGUGAGAGACUCGAUGAAAUGGAGCGAGACUUGGGUGGUAUGGUAGAGGAAGUCAACGCUGCGAAUGCAAGCUUAAGCAGAAAUGGGAAAGGAGACGAGCCGAUUACGCAAAUCGUCAAGAUCCUCAAUUCACACCUGAUUCAGCUCCAGGCUAUUGACCAGGGCACCCAGGCAUUGCAGGAGAAGGUCGCUGCGGCACAGAAGGCGGCCAGCCAACUUGGGUACUUGAAUGCAUCGUCCUUGAAUGCGAGCAGCGGGGCAGCUGUGCAAGACUUCUACCGGAGUUACAUGGGAAAACGAUCGUGA
This is a messenger RNA of Cladophialophora yegresii CBS 114405, 2073 nucleotides long. RefSeq lists its product as uncharacterized. Gene Ontology annotation, biological process: protein import into nucleus; RNA export from nucleus. Gene Ontology annotation, cellular component: nuclear pore central transport channel; nuclear pore. Gene Ontology annotation, molecular function: structural constituent of nuclear pore; phospholipid binding. The record is from RefSeq and is a predicted model, not a curated record. The coding region runs from base 1 to 2073 and encodes 690 amino acids. NCBI's taxonomy places the organism in Eukaryota, Fungi, Ascomycota, Eurotiomycetes, Chaetothyriales, Herpotrichiellaceae. The transcript is spliced from 2 exons.